AUGGCCCUCACCAUAGCCCUCAAAGCCAUCCUCGCCGUCCUCCUCAUCUUCCUCAUAAUCUCCACCACCGCCAUCAUCCUAUACUACACCGAGCGCAAACGUCAACGUCGCUUGCCCAAGCACAAACAACAGUUCCGGGGCAUCGACCCCGUAUUGGACUUGGACUGCGCCGACCCAUACGCGUUAGUCUCGCACAUGCACGCACUCAACCUCGGACCUUAUCCACGCACUGGAACCCUCAUCCACGCCCAUCCUCAACAUCUCGCUCCGGCGCACGUCCGUCAUCAUGCUCGUUCUCGUGGUGCUGCACCCCCACCCCCACCCCCACCGCCUUAUUCCAAGAAGCAUCUGACUGCCCCCCAUUUCAGCUUCAACAUGACCCGUCAAACUCGAGAUGAACCUCGAGACCUAGCACACGCCCAUUACCAGAUCGAUAACGCGGCGGGUAGGGAUCCACAGUUGCGUGCGCGGAGUAAUACGAAUCCGGAGACACAGUUCGUGCUCUUGCCGCCGCCACCACCGAGGUCGGCUAAGGGAAAGAGAACGAAGAGGAAGUUGGGUGGUGAGGGUGCUGUUAAUGGGGUGACGAUGGGUGGGAGGAGGGGGGAUGAGUAUGUGGAUAUUGAGUUGGGGAGGGUGUAG
Molecule: messenger RNA, 642 nt
Organism: Stereum hirsutum FP-91666 SS1
Lineage: Eukaryota; Fungi; Basidiomycota; Agaricomycetes; Russulales; Stereaceae
Exons: 1
Coding region: 1-642 (213 amino acids)
Source: RefSeq, a predicted model, not a curated record